CCCCCCCUUCACACUUGCUCACCUUGGUGCUGACCAUGACCUCGACCAGUGUGCCACCCGAUGCGCCACCCUCUUACGAUGCUGCGGCUACUGCACCAGCACGCGCUGGAGGUGCCAAUCCUAACAGUGCAUCGUCCACGCCCAGUCGACGACCUUCGCUGAUUCCUGCUCAAGAUCGACGAUCCAUGGAGGAUCUGGGCAGACCGCUGCCCCAAGGCUGGGUACGACAAUACGAUCCGCGCAACCGGCAUCACUUUUACGUCGACACAACUGUUAAUCCGCCUCGCUCCAUCUGGGAGCACCCUCUGGAUGAUGAGCAGUAUAAGAAUGCGCAUCGCGGCAAAGGGUCCAAGGAGCCCGAGGUGCUGGCGAGCAAGAGACUCAGCGGAUACCACACGGUGGAUGAGACCACGGAUGAGGAAGGUUCACGCGCCGAUCCGAAUGCAGGGCCGAGUGCAAGCGCUUCGGGAACGCGUCAGCACGAGACGAUGGGUAGCCACUCGGCGAAUCAGGAUGCGCAGAGCGGUAGCAAGCCGGCUGCAACAGGCGUGAAAAAGUUUGGACAAACAAUGAAGAACAAGAUGACGGGGACGACGCAUGCGGAGCGCGUGGAGAAGCGUCGCAAGCAGAGGGAAGCGGAAGAGGAAGCGUACAGGCAGCAUCAAGCCAUUCGAGCUGCGCUUCAUCGAGCUGCGCAGACUGGUCAGCCGCAGCUGCUGGGUCGGGAUCAGAGGGGCAGAGACAUUUUUGCUCAGCCUCCACCCAGCAUGGACCCGUACGCUGCACCAUCCUUGGGUUACACGCCUUACCAGACAGAGACCGCAUAUCCAUACGGACCCGGAACUUACGCCGCACCGUACGGCCCCUAUCGACGCAGACCUGGAUACGGAUAUGGAGGAGGCAUGGGUCUGCCCAUCGCUGGUGGUCUCAUGGGCGGUCUGCUUCUCGGUGGCCUCCUAUUUUGAGCACGCCACGCACAGAGAUCACACGCCACAUGUCGUGUGGGGAGCCCACGACUGACGAGCUGUCAACGCGCGUUCGGUGCCGAGCUCGUGAUCGUCGAAUGAUGAGUGUGCAACAGAUUGCAAUUGAUGCUUUGAUACCG
Messenger RNA from Ceraceosorus guamensis, 1105 nucleotides. RefSeq lists its product as hypothetical. The transcript has a single exon. NCBI's taxonomy places the organism in Eukaryota, Fungi, Basidiomycota, Exobasidiomycetes, Ceraceosorales, Ceraceosoraceae. The record is from RefSeq and is a predicted model, not a curated record. The coding region runs from base 36 to 965 and encodes 309 amino acids.